CUACUAUAUCCCGAACCCGAUCCGACUCACGGCCAUGUCGUGGGUCGGCUCCAGGAAGCGAGUGCGAGCGAGAGCGCGAGCACGAGCACGCGACUGAGAUAGCAGGAGCUCAACAGCAGUGGCAGCGCAGCUUCUGCGGUUUUCGGAACCGCGCUUCUAUAGUCUGAUACAAGCAGAAAACAAACGCUGCUAAUGGGCGGAGACAUGACUUUUUAGACAGGAGACAAGAACGACAGCGGCACGCCGGACUCACCGUCUAAUUGGUGACAGCCCUGCUUUAUAAAUGUUAAACUAGAGAAGGUUGUAGAGGAAAGAGCAAAAUUUGAAGAAGAAAAGGAGAAAGGAACAUUAUGGGUUCUGUUUCUCUAGAAAAGCCUGCCACCAUCGAUGAGCUGAUACAAGCCUGCAUUGAUGCCUUUGAUGAUACAGGGACUCUCAAAGACAAGAUUCUUGUUCGCAUGUUCUUGAUGAUGCAUCCCUGGUACAUUCCAUCCACAGAGCUGGCAAAGAAAUUACUAAUAAAGUUUCAAGAAAAUGAAGAAGUACCUGGGCUUCGAGCAAGGAUAUGUAGCCUUGUUGGAUAUUGGAUUGCUGAGUUUCCUGCCGAGUUUGACUUGAAUCCUGAACUUGCAGACCAGAUCAAAGAGCUGAAGGAUCUUAUAAACCAGAAAGGCAAUGUCCGCCAAAGCUGUCUCAUUGACAUAGAGAAUGUGCCUUCCUAUGGUUGGAAACGUCAGGUGACACAACGUCAACCUUCUGUUACCAAAAAACGUAAAAUGUCUCUUCUUUUUGAUCAUCUGGAUUCUUCUGAGCUGGCUGAACAUCUUACAUACUUAGAAUACAAGUCAUUUUGCAAGAUUUUGUUUCAAGAUUACCACAGUUUUGUGAUGCAUGGCUGCACAGUGGAUAAUCCCAUUUUAGAGCGAUUCAUCACCCUUUUUAACAGCGUUUCCCAGUGGAUCCAACUGAUGGUCCUUGGUAAACACACUGCUGUGCAUCGGGCUGCUGUUAUCAAGCAGUUUAUUCAGGUUGCCCAGAAACUGCUACAGCUUCAGAACUUCAAUACUUUAAUGGCAGUUGUGGGAGGGCUUAGUCAUAGCUCCAUUUCAAGACUCAAAGAGACUCACAGCCAUAUCAGCCCAGAUAUCACAAAGACAUUUGAUAGCCUCACAGAACUUGUAACAUCAUGUGGUAACUACAGUCAGUACCGGAAGAGGUUUGCAGAGUGUGAGGGUUUUCGCUUCCCUAUCCUGGGUGUGCACCUUAAGGAUCUUAUUGCUGUACAUGUGGCCCUGCCUGACUGGGUCGAUAAAGAGAAAACAAAAGUGAAUUUGGUCAAGACCCAACAGCUUUACACAAUUCUUAAUGAGCUGGUGCAGGUGCAGGCCACUCCACCACCUAUUGAUGCUAACACUGACCUCAUCAAUCUGCUUACGGUAUCCCUGGAUCAGUAUCACACUGAAGAUGAGAUCUAUCAACUGUCUCUGCAGAGGGAACCUCGAAGUUCCAGACCUUCUUUAACUCCAUCCACUCCUGGUGCAACCCCUAAGCCGUCUGUGAUAGAUGAAUGGGCCUCAGCAGUGAAGCCUAAACCCGACCAAGCAAUUGUUAACAAGCACAUUGAAAAAAUGGUUGAGUCUGUCUUUAAGAAUUUUGACACAGACGGUGAUGGCUACAUUUCCCAGGAGGAGUUCGAGAUCAUUCAGAGCAACUUCCCUUACCUCAGUAAAUUUGGGGAACUGGACCAGAACCAGGACGGUCGAAUCAGUCGAGAGGAAAUGAUAGCCUACUUCUUGAAAGCAAGCACCUUACUAAACUGCAAAAUGGGCUUCAUUCAUACAUUUUGUGAAACUACCUACUUAAAACCUACCUUUUGUGAGCACUGCACUGGUUUUAUCUGGGGUGUAUACAAGCAGGGGUACAAAUGCAAAGCAUGUGGGGUAAAUUGCCACAAAGCUUGUAAGAGUCAGCUAUCAGUGGAAUGCCGAAAAAGGACCAAAAGCAUCAGUGUUGACACACCAUCAUCCUUUCCUUCCAGAUCUCUCAGUUUUCCACCCCCGGGAACAUCCAAGGUCUCUGUACAAAACACAGUUAUCACAGAAGAAGAUAUUGAAAGUGUUGAAGAUGGAGUUUUUGAUGUCCAUCUAUGAAAAGAUAUGAUUUUGAAGGGAUAUUGUUUUAAGUGUGCAUAAAGACUGUAAUUGGAUUACUCAGACAAGAAGAAAGCGGUUCAGAUGAAAAAAUAAAUUUUUCCUAGAAGAGAAGCAUGGAUGAAAAUACAUAUAAAAUUCAAACUCAAAAAAGAUGAAGGUAGCAAGUAUACAUACACUGCCACUAUGUGGAGACUUGGGAGUACUUCAUUUUUAACAUCAUAAAAUUCCUUACGCCUGUUCCUUUUAUUGGGUUUGACUGUGUUAUAAGGAGAUGGAUAUUUUAAUUUUGUCAUUUGUAGUAGGCGUGAAGCACACAUAUUGAAAGUCAGAAUCCCAGUGCCACUGCCUUCCAGAAGCAAAGCAUUCAGCUUUUCUGGUGUAAGUCAGCUUUAUGAUUAACAUGUCUUUUUGUUGAAAUAGUAUUGCAAUUUUAUUUAUUUUUUUGUGCCAACUGGGUCAUUUUUUCCCUUAACUUGAAUAUAAAAUCUUAAGGAAUAUAUUGAUUUUUUUAACAAAGUACAGUAUUUGUUUUUUUAAAUUAAGAUCCCUUUAAUGACAGCAAAUUGCUUUUAUCUGGCACCAUUUUACUUCUUCAAGUAUUUGUGUGCACUUCACAUCCUGUCGGUUUUUUAUUUUCACAGUUUGUGUAGCAUGCUAGAUAAUGAGAGGAUAUGAACACACUUAAAUUUAAUGUUCACUAAAUAUAUAGUGAAGGCUAAGUUUAAAAUAGAUAUAAAUCAUCAAGAUGGUGUUUUAAUAAUGAACUUACAAACUAUUGUGUACAGCGUAUUUCUUUGUUUCUUUUCUUUGUUGAUUUGCACACAUUUAAUUUGUGGACAAUCUGCCAAGGAGUUGAUGGACUCCCUUGUGUGUAUAAGUCAUUCAAUUGUGAAAAACAUCUUGGUUAAUAUUACCACUAAUGAUAAACUAAUUAUUUCACUUUGUGAAAACACUUAACUCUAAUUUAAAAGUGUAUUUUAGUAUAUUUAGUUUGAUUUGGCUAAUAACAGAAUGUUGAAAAAAGAAAGCAAAAAAGCUUAAUUUUGUACAUUUUUGCAUUCUCUACAGUAAUGUAUGAAGUUCCAUGAUGGAUUCUGUUUAGCUUUUAGUCUUCUUACCAGCAGAUGGUAGUCUCCUCAUGCCAAAGCCUCUCUUCUUGUAUAUCUUACUUAUCUGCAUGCACUAUAUUUUGUAAAUAUCUUUACUGUGACUUUCAUUUUCACAAUGUGUGUCUGUUAAAGCUGGGAUCAUGUAUAAUACAGUAACAUGCAUUGUGACAAAUUAAAAUCCUCUGUAGAUACUUUUAAACAUUUACCAUAUCUGGACCUUCAUAUCACCGUUAACCGAUUUUCAAUCUAUAAAACCUUAAUUUGCAGAGUGUCUUUCCAACCUGUGGAUUCAUUAGUAGCAACAUAAACAAACCUAUUAGUUAUUGUCAUCCAUUAACUUAUUUUAGCUUUUUGGAAGUCUGCAGUCAGACAUUAAGUAUUGUUGUAAAGUUUUAUUGAUUAUGAUUUUUUUUCUAAAAUGUUAGAAAAGCACAUAAUUUUGAUAGACCCUCUCUUCAGGAAGUGUUUUUUUUAAGUAAUAUUUUAAGUAAAUCAUAUGUUUAAAUACAUGAUCACUAUUAGAUUCUCCACUGAGCUGAUUAAAAAUUCAUUGGUAACCAUGGUAUGUCUACAAGAAAAAUGUCAAGAGGAACUUUCUAAAUCCAGUUUGGUAUCUUUCUAAUCCUGUUAGUUAAGCAAAGGGCUAGGCUGUACGUAUUCUCUUCAGCAUGGUAAGUCAGCAAAUGUUUAGGACUUCGGCCAACUUAUUUAUAUUGACUUUAUUCAAUCAAUUAAUUAAUGAAUUUUAUUUGUAAAAUUACUGUUCCUAUAGAAAGAAAUAACCUUGUAUCACAUGCUGUAUAAAUCUUUUAGCUGCCCUCUGUGAUUAUUCUCUGUAGAUACAGAUUAUGAAUACAUAGUCUUCCUGAAAUAGUUUAGAUAUCUUGGGCAGGUUGGUUCUAGUAUACAGUAAUUUCAGUUUCCUUUCAUUACUUGACAGACUUCUCUUCUUCAGUUUUUGUUUCAUGUGUACUGCUUCAGUCUCAAUGCCUAUUAUAUAUUCAGUGCACAUCUUAUUCAUCUAUAGAAUUAACUAUUCCCAAAAACCUAGAUGCUGUUUAAGCAAUCACAAUCAUGAUUUUUUUUUUAAAACCUUCAUAUACUAAUAUGUAUUUCAAAAUGGUGUUUGGAGAAAACAAUUGAAGUGGCUAUGAUUCUGUUACCUCGUUUUUUCUGGUAAAUGGUCAUCCUCUCUGUUGGUCUUUUCUGAGGGGUCAUACAGAUAUGAAUCAUUCUACCUGUAAAUUGUUGUUGUGACUAUUGUCAUUUUAUAUAGAUGCAACUUACCACAUAAUGUGAUAUUUAUAUUAAGUGUUUUUUUAUUUCUAUUUGGUGCCCUAAAUGUCAAGGUUAGGAUAUAUUUUAAGAUGAUGCGGAAUUACACAUAGCUAUUUUUAGUACUGUUUUUUUAGUACUGCUGUGUGCAUGUAUGCAGUAGUGUUUCAGUGUAUUCAAUUAUUUGUCAGGGUUAGGACAAUUUUCAUAUUGUUGCAACUAGUACAAGGCUAAGUGAUGCAUGAAUUUUGGUCAGAAUCUAAAUACUUAAAUACCAUUUGGUAACCAAUUGAUUAUGGUGACAACUUAGUUUGUAUUUUUACCAGUUCUUUAUUAAUGUGAGAGCAGAAUGGGACACAUUGUUUACCUUGUAUUUUAUUCUAAAGUAAAUAAUUUUGAAGACCUUCAUUUAUGUGCAGCAAUAUGCUUGUUAUUUGGAGGACAACAUUCUUACCGGAACUUUUGAGAAGGAUUCAAGAUAUGUGAGGGUCAGUUAGAUAAACUCUUCUUUACUUUUUAAAGUAAAUGUUUAAAUUGUGCCACAGUAAAA
Erpetoichthys calabaricus (reedfish) is the source of this 5087-nucleotide messenger RNA. Its product is annotated as RAS guanyl-releasing protein 2. NCBI's taxonomy places the organism in Eukaryota, Metazoa, Chordata, Cladistia, Polypteriformes, Polypteridae. Gene Ontology annotation, cellular component: plasma membrane. Gene Ontology annotation, biological process: positive regulation of GTPase activity; Ras protein signal transduction. Gene Ontology annotation, molecular function: guanyl-nucleotide exchange factor activity; calcium ion binding. The record is from RefSeq and is a predicted model, not a curated record. The coding region runs from base 351 to 2150 and encodes 599 amino acids. The transcript has 18 exons.